This is a messenger RNA of Lecanosticta acicola, 940 nucleotides long. NCBI's taxonomy places the organism in Eukaryota, Fungi, Ascomycota, Dothideomycetes, Mycosphaerellales, Mycosphaerellaceae. The record is from the annotation of a GenBank genome assembly.
AUGGCCAACCAGAACGGCCUCGGUGCACAAAAUGCAGCGCUGUAUAGCGGCAUGAACGGGUCUAUCAUGCCCUCGGCAGGACAUUACAGCGAUAUGCAAACACUCAUGCAGAACAUGGAAUCUCUCAGCGGUUGGCUCGAGCAGAACAGACAGGAAUGGGCUCAGGUUCAGGACGGAAUAGCAAGAGUUGAACGUUUGCAAGUAGGACACUCUUCCCACUCUUAAUGAGUCUGGCACUCUGGGUAUCGGACAAUCACUCACUGCAUUGAACUUCUAGGGUAGACUAGCGCAGCAAGGCCAGCUACCGCUGUUGAACGGGGACACUCAGCGUAUGUUUUGAGAUUCAUUUGUGCAUCUCAAUCAUGAUUGAGAUUGUUGGCAGCUAUGGCGUGCACUGAUCUGACACGACACAGCGAUCGAAGAGCCGAAUCAACCCACGGUGUCCCAGCUGCAGACCGCUCUAGCGAAUGCCAACGCCCGAAUCGCGUCCUUUGAAUGCACCUAUCAAGAGCAGAUCCGACUUCAGCAACUGUACGAGGAAACGCUCUCAGAGACCACCGAUCGAAUACGACAGUAUUGUUUCGAGCAGCAGAACCACAUAAUCGCCCUGCACCAGCACUACACACAGAUGCUUACACAGGCACGCAGUGAGACGAUAGAAGCACAGCUUACGCACCAGGCAUGGCAGGCCGGCUUGAAACGGGUCAGCGAAGGAGUGAGAAUGGCAUUGAAGUCAAGAGAGGAGGAAGGUAUGCCCUACAAGAGACGCAUUGCGGCGUUGAAGGAAGAGAAUCGAGUGCUGAGAAUGAAAGCGGGAUGGGGUCCGCCGGUGGACAGUGACGAAGAAGACGGAGAGGCGGAAGAGGGCGGAGGCCAUGAGGCGGACAGAGCAAGAUUGAGCAGUCAGAGCGGUCAGGCUGCUGGUGGCGGACAGACUUGA